Molecule: messenger RNA, 918 nt
Organism: Cinara cedri
Lineage: Eukaryota; Metazoa; Arthropoda; Insecta; Hemiptera; Aphididae
Source: the annotation of a GenBank genome assembly
AUGGCAAGACAGGAAAUAAAGGUGGUCUUCAAUGAGCAACAAAUUAGGAAUAAUCCCAACCCAACCUAUUUAGGAAUAACAUUGGACAGAACGCUGACAUACAGAGAACAUCUAACCAAGGUGGCAGCAAAGAUUAAAAUUCGAAACAAUAUAAUAAAUAAGCUGGCCCAAACUACCUGGGGUUCAGAUGCGAACACGAUUAGGAUAUCUGCACUCGCCCUCACCUACUCGGUAGCCGAGUACUGUGCACCAGUAUGGCUUAACAGCUCACAUACAAGUAAAAUAGACACCCAAUUAAACGCAACGAUGAGGACAAUUUCCGGAGCAAUUAAGUCAACACCAGCCUCUUGGCUACCAGUAUUGAGCAAUAUAGCGCCACCUCACCUCCGAAGAUACUAUUCCCUAGUUCGAGAAUAUAACAACCAUGCCUUAAAUCGAAGUCUACCCAUACACAAGUAUAUUAAUAAUAAUCUCAGCCAAAGAUCAAAAUCUCGUAAGCCUCCUUGGAAGCUGGCACAAAAAUUAAUUAAUUAUAACCUUAACUCUAAAUGGACUGAAGAAUGGAGACUAAAUAAUCCCGACAAAUUUAAUCUCAUAGAACAACCUACAGAAAGGGUUCCGGGGUUCCAACUACCCCGGAAGGAAUGGGUGACCCUAAAUAGACUUAGAACUGGCCACGGAAAAACAGGAAAUAUGCUCCAUAAAUGGGGACUUCGGGACACACCACAAUGCGACUGCGGACAUGAAACUCAGACAGCCAAUCACAUCGUGGAAGAAUGCCCAAUACGCAGCAUACGAGGCGGAAUGAAACACCUCCAUAAGGCCACAACAGCAGCAACAAACUGGCUGACCAAUCUGGACAUUGUAAACACUAUCCCGACUUAUAUUUUAUAUUCUAUCUACUUGACUAAUUAUUAA